This is a messenger RNA of Mollisia scopiformis, 1340 nucleotides long. RefSeq lists its product as uncharacterized. The coding region runs from base 315 to 1139 and encodes 274 amino acids. NCBI's taxonomy places the organism in Eukaryota, Fungi, Ascomycota, Leotiomycetes, Helotiales, Mollisiaceae. The record is from RefSeq and is a predicted model, not a curated record. The transcript has a single exon.
UUUGUGAUUCAGUCCUGAGGCAGAGCUUUCAUUGCAAUGCUUGAAAGUCGUCUUUGAGAUGUGCCAGAGCUCAAGAAGGUUUGGUUCAUCACCAAUCUUCUCAGAUUUGACAUUGGAAAGUCCACAAUCAUUCCUCCUUUCAAGCAUGUUUGGAAGCAGUUUUGUGUUGUGAAGACCUUUAUGUGAUGAAAGUUCCACGCAUUGAAGAACGAUGAAAGCUUCGUUGUGAUGCAGGUUGAAAGAGAAUAUCUUUAAAGAGACUAAAGAAAAGUUUUACUCAAGCAGAAGCUGAAUGCAACCCAAUCACUUAUAUAAUGACCUCAUGUGCUGACCUUGUGGACCCAGAAGUCAAUCUCUUCAGAGGAGACAUGGCAACUCCCAGACCCACACCACCAAGAUUUUACGAACCACUAGAAAAUGCGACAUGGGGCGAUCGAUUCUCUCACAUGGUCAUGAAUUACAUCAACCACCCUUCUCUUCUCCAAGAAACCCCAACCGGCCAGCUAUGGAACUGUCAACCAAGCUCUGUAUUGAAUCCUGAUCUCGGACAUUUCAUUGCGCACUUGUCCAAGACCAUCCUCGUUACAGAUCCCGCUUAUCCCGAGCUCUUCCACGAAACUGGAUUGGACGGUCUGCCCAACUUGCACCAUGUUACCAUCACCAUUGCUACUCGAAUCGUAGAUAGAACGGAAGAUCCACCAGGUCGAUGCCACGAGAUUCUGGUGGUUGCCAAAGGUUACGACUCAGCGGACAACGUGUUUGGGAAUACAGAUGAGGACAUUGACUUUAUGGGAUGUUAUGGCCCCGGUUUUCGUUUCUGUAUGGACGCGGGUGGCUGGGCGGAUGCACCUGUGAACCUACUGCUACCCAUCUUGAGAGAUAUCUUCGGAGAUUGGAGAUGUGUCGUGGAGUACCUGAAGUACAUGAUUCGUCAAAUAAUGGCAAGAGCUGGAACAGAAGCGCAUCCUUUGGUUCAUAUGCAUAUUCUCGGAGACGGGUUGAAUUUCAGAAGAGAAAUGUUGCGGAUCGCUGGUACCAUAGAAAUCGGUUUUGACAUCGUCGACGGGGCUCCAACGGACAUCUCCAAGAAUAACAUGGUAUGGCAAGUCCUUCAGAACGGGAGAUGGGAAGACCUUUGAUCGAGGCGACUUGAGGCUCACUAAUGUUUGCUACGAAUUUCUUCUGGCAGUUUUUUGGCGGAUAAGAGGAGGUAAGAGAGUUUAAGCGCGGAGGUGUCGCGGUUAGCCAAUGCAAUCAAGUCCUAACACUUGCUGCUCGACAUCUGUGAUAGGCGAAAUAGGUAAAAGUGUUCAUGGGAUUGCUUUUAGUUGUUUCCAAAU